AUGCUGCUGCUCACCUUGCUCAUGCGGGAGUCCCACGUCUCAGAGUCCGGCAUCAAGGGCAUGAAGCUCACCCGGACGAUCACCGGCACCUGCACCGAGGGUGUCGUGUCGGAUCUGCUUGUGACAGCCGCGCGGUUCAAGCGCCCGAUGCGCCGUGCGGCGCAGUGUCGCCAGCUCCUGCGAAGAAGUUUGCUGAUCCUGGGUACCUCUGGCUCUUGUUUGGCCGGACCCAUCCGGUGUGAGAUGUUCAGCGAUGAUCCCCUCGGUCUCGGUGGCAUGGAUGGGGGCGGAAGUCUCUUCGGACGAAGAGGAGCUGGUGCGAAACGCGCCCAAGCCAAGGUUCCGGUGACAAUCCUGUGCGGGUUUCUUGGCGCGGGCAAGACGACCAUGGUGCAGCACGUUCUGAAGAAUCGGGAAGGUCUCAAGGUGGGGGUUGUGGUCAAUGACGUGGCAGAGGUGAACAUCGAUUCCGAGGUCUUGAAAUUUGAAGAUGCCGACGGCAUCGUGGGGCUGCAGAACGGAUGUGUCUGUUGCUCUGGCAGGGCCGAUCUGUUCGCGCGACUUCAAGAACUGGUGGAGAGCAGCGGAGUGACGAAGUUGGAGAAGCCGUGGGACAGGCUCGUGGUUGAGUGCUCCGGAGUUGCGGAGCCGGAAAGCAUUGCCUCGGAGCUCGAGGCCAUGGGCCGAAGAGGCGAGCCGGUCAUGAAGCGAAUUUUCCUCGCUGGUAUCAUCUGCGUCGUCGAUGCUUCGGCCUUCUGGGACAUGUACAACUCAGGUGACAGCGGCGACGCAACUCGCAAACCGUUGUCAGUCCUGCUGGUGAGCCAGCUGGAGUCGGCGGACACCGUCGUCAUCAAUAAGACUGACUUGGUGAGCCCGGAAGAGUUAGACAAAGUUCGACAGCUUGUGUCUGCCUUGAGCCCGAAUGCUCGGCAGUUUCCGGCAACGAAAGGGGCCAUUCCCAUGAGGACCCUGCUCCCCGCCGAUCCGGUGGAUUUGGACAUGCCGGCGUAUGUGCCAACAUUGGUGAAUCGUCACGGUGCAGCAGUCCGUGCUUCUGAAGCAGCAGGUUAUCGUCCGCCCCGUGAAGACCCCCACUCAGCUGUUGCUUUGCAGGAUCAAAAUGGGCACAACGGACAUGGAUACGCCCACGCUGACCACGGCCACGAACAUGCCCACGAGCAUGGGCACGAACAUGGCCAUGGACACGGACACGAUGGUGAGGAUUGCCAACUAUGUGCGCGACAUGAACGUUUUGGCAUCUCCAGCUUCGUUUAUCGCUGCAAGGACAGGGUCUUUGAUCCUGAUCGAUUGGCCGACUUCAAUAGAAAGCUGCCGGUGGUCGCGGCAACCUUAGGCUUCCUUGCGGAGGCCGAGGUGAAGCCCGUGAAGGAUCCGCUGCUUUCGGGCGUCCUUCGCUCCAAAGGCUUUGUACAUGUGCUGGGCUCCAAGCAGUCGUUUUACUGGUCGCAUGCUGGCCGACGAAUCGAAGCUUUUCCAGCCAGCGAGUCGACCACAAGCAGGCAGUCAGAAGUAGUCUUUAUUGGGACCAAGCUGGAUCGGACUGCCAUAAGUGCAGCGCUGGAUGCGUGUCUGGCAAGCACGGAUGACAAUAGCAACGCCGACGUCACCGGGCUCCUGCAGAGGAUGCAGGAGACCUUAGCAGACCUCCGACUUGUGGAGCUGGUUCCUGGUGGCCACGAUGUGGAGGUGACGGAAGAGAACAAGGCAGACUGGCUACGGCUCCACCUGCAUGACAAGCUUUACCGAUCGAUGCAGAAGGCUGCCGACUCCUUUCGUGCAGGGAUCUUGGACAUUUGGGGCGGUACUCGGCGGACCUGUCCAUUGUUGGUCCUGCUGACGCCAGCGGAGCUUGUGCGGAUUUGGGCCGGCAGCGGCGUGACCGAUGCAGAUGUGCGUCGCUGGAAGGAGGCUCACUGGUUGUCCAAUUGGAACCCGGGAAGUUCCCGUGGCCCUUCGAGAUUCAGCUGCUUGACACUCCACGCACCCACGCACCGCCCGUAUCGCGCGAAUGCACCAACAUUUUGGAUCCAUGGUUCUGCAUUUGUCAUGUGUCAUAUGGCUUUUCCGUGUUGGGGUUCCGGAGGUUGCGACCGUCAGCGACGAGGUCAAGACGCAAGCAGGCCUCUCAUGGACAUAGCCUGUCCCGCCUGUUAUGCGUGGCUUACUGAGGUUCACUGA
Molecule: messenger RNA, 2202 nt
Organism: Symbiodinium necroappetens
Lineage: Eukaryota; Dinophyceae; Suessiales; Symbiodiniaceae
Source: the annotation of a GenBank genome assembly